GACUUAUAUCCACAGCUGACCACGUCAGGUCCACAUCUGCACUCGGUGAGGUUGUGAUCACACUACUCUGUGUGUGGGACUUGACUCCUCUGACUCUCCAACAAACAAGAUGCAGAACAGGACUGAGAGGUUCGGAGCUCAGCUGCCUCUCUUUGUUCCAGCCAGCAGCUCUCAGCAACAUCUGUUCAGGAAGAGCACCACCUACCUGGCUAAGAUCGCUGUCGUCCUCCAAGACGCUCCAGGCAAGAUGCUCACUUUUGCUCAGUUGAUGGACAGACUGGUGCCAUUAAUCUCUGAAGACAGAAAAUCUGUUGAGAACAACAUCAGAGUCUGUUUAUCAACCAACAAAUGUUUUGUCAAGAUUCCAGUGGUCCCAGAUUCACUGGACAGUAAGAGAAACUACUGGAAACUGGACCCCAGUCAGAUCACAGCAAAGAUGGUGCGGCGUCACUUCAAAGGAAUCCUGCAGCUCUUCCCUGAGCUGGCCUCCAAAGUGGAAACAGAGCGCUGCUCAGCUCUCCACUCUCCUGAACCUGCAUCCUGCAAAGCUGUUCAGAUCAGAUGUGAGGUGAAGUUCAGCAGUCCUUUCUCCAUCGAAUCCCUCCUGAAGAGAGACAGUCCCUCGGCUCGGGCCUCCAGAGCUUCUCCUCUGUCCAGUGUGCCGGUCAGAGUGGAGCACACACAUGGACACAGAGUUGGGACACAGAGGAGCUUCAGCUGGGGCUCUGAGGAGCCUCUCCUCCUCCAAGCUUCAGCUGGAAGUUCCUCCAUCUGCUCAGCAGGGGGCAGCACACACCAUGGACUCACUGCUAAUGGAGCUUCUAAGCCCAUCAAGAGGAUGCAUGUGUGCACUGAGCCUUCAUUCCCCGUUUACACAAGAGCCACUGCUGCUGCUUAUUUCACCAGCCCACACAGCAGUUACAUCACUUGUUCUGUACCAUCAUUUACCCAUGAUGCCCUCUGUUUCUGGCUGUAAUGUGUUUUGUAUCUG
Siniperca chuatsi (mandarin fish) is the source of this 991-nucleotide messenger RNA. Its product is annotated as forkhead box protein Q1-like. Bases 110 to 976 code for a protein of 288 amino acids. The record is from RefSeq and is a predicted model, not a curated record. The transcript is spliced from 3 exons. Gene Ontology annotation, molecular function: DNA-binding transcription factor activity; sequence-specific DNA binding. Gene Ontology annotation, biological process: regulation of DNA-templated transcription. NCBI's taxonomy places the organism in Eukaryota, Metazoa, Chordata, Actinopteri, Centrarchiformes, Sinipercidae.